This is a messenger RNA of Electrophorus electricus (electric eel), 2849 nucleotides long. It is a transcript of the gene tysnd1, whose product is annotated as trypsin like peroxisomal matrix peptidase 1. Lineage: Eukaryota; Metazoa; Chordata; Actinopteri; Gymnotiformes; Gymnotidae. Gene Ontology annotation, cellular component: peroxisome. The record is from RefSeq and is a predicted model, not a curated record. Gene Ontology annotation, biological process: protein processing; regulation of fatty acid beta-oxidation. Gene Ontology annotation, molecular function: serine-type endopeptidase activity.
AAAAACGAAACGACGUAUGCUCGAUGACGCGUUCAGUGUCGGAAGUUGGUGAAUAGAUCUGUUUACGCUUUAGCUAGCUAAUAAAUUAGCUGAAGCCUCGAGUCGUUCUUAAUGUCGGCUUUUAUGUCUGCAUACUGCUGUCUGUGUUACUUUGGGGGAUUCUUGUAGCAAUCCGAAUACUGUUUUGGGGUGAAAGUUCAUCGCGUCAUGUGGAGGAAUAUCUCGUUUAAUCCUAGCUAGCCAAUUCUCUUUUAAACAGGACAGACUAAAUCUAGCUAGGUUAGCUAACAAAUCUGUAUUAUUGGACAGUGCAGUUGACAACACGGUUUGCAAGCGAAAAUGUUGGUCGAACAGAUUUGUUGUAUUAUUACCGUUUCUGAGACCAGUUUCUGUAAGGAACUAGGACCGCCUCAAAGUCCACAGAGUUGCAGUGGAGUUAUCUUGAAUUAUCAAACUGGGCUGGUGCUUUGCAGUGGUAUGGCAUUUUCUCCAUUCUUAAUCGAUAAAGAAUGUGUAAGCAAAAAACAAAAAAGAAUAUUGCACGCUAACAAUUUUAGUAGCACGAUGCGAAUUUCCGUAGACCACGUGGAUAUGACGGUAAACCGUACAUCAAGCAAGCUGUGCGUAACGGAGGGGUGCCACGAACGCCAAAAUGCUGGUCUUGUCAUGAUGCUUAACUGCUUGGAAUUUCAAAGAGCUUUUGAAAAAAUAUUCAGAGAAGCAGAUAAGUGGAACUUUUAUGGUGGUGAUGAGGACCCUGAAAUCUUUGACUCUGUAUUUUUAAGUUGGUUUGCGGUACUGAAAAUGCCCAGUUUGGCCCAAGGUAAAACUGUAUCUUGGGUAAAGAGUACAGCCAUUGAAAAGGGAUGUUCUGUCCUUGCAUGUGGAUCUCCAUUUGGUUCUUUCUGUCCAGAUCUUUUCAUGAGCACCCUCAGCAAAGGCAUUGUGAGUAAUCUAGCAGGGGAGGAGAAUGCAGUAAUCAUGACUGAUGCUCGCUGUCUGCCUGGCACAGAAGGGGGAGGCCUCUUUGUGAUUAUUGGGGAUACACCAUGUCUUGUGGGCUUAAUCACUUCACCCCUGUGUUGGAAGUCACAUGAAUGGAUUGGUCUCACAAUAGUUUGUUCUGUCCACUUAAUUUUAAAAAACCUACUACAGGCCAUAACUUUUCAUCAGUCACUGGGAGAUUUCUCAGCAUGCUCAUUGACUGAUAUCCCUCAAGUCCUAAUAACUGCAAACCAAAACUCAGCCAAAGGAAAGUACCCCAUGGUGGCUGUGGUUGAAAGUGGCCAGUGGUGGGGUUCUGGAGUAAUGCUAAACCCACAUCUAGUUUUAACCUGCAGACAUGUGGUGAAUGGGAAUCCAUCUCUUACAGUCCGAGUCAAUGCUAGAGAAAGAUACCGUACUUGGAGUGGUCGGGUCCUGUACACUUCGAAGGUAUCAUCUCCAUAUGAUCUUGCUGUGGUGCAACUUGAAGAGCCUGUCUUGGAUGUUGUGGCUCCACGGUUAGCCACCAGUUUUCACUCGGGUGAGGAUGUGGUUGUGUUGGGUUAUGGAGCUUUAGGUAAACAUUGUGGCCCCUCAGUGACAUCAGGGAUCUUGUCCAGAGUCAUCACAUAUCAAAAGAAACCAGUGAUGCUGCAGACCACGUGUGCAGUGCAGUGCGGUGCCAGUGGUGGUGCUAUUAUCCGUACCAGUACUGGGGAGUUGCUAGGUAUUGUGUCCAGUAACACAAGAGACUUUGCAGCAAAGGUUACAUAUCCACAUUUAAACUUCAGCAUCCCAGUGAGUGUUUUGGAGCCACUGCUGAGUGACUUUGCCCAUACAGGAGAUACUGCUGUGUUUCAGGCAUUGGACAGUGCAGAGGAAGAGGUUACGAGGGUGUGGAGACUCCACAUUCCUCAGAGUAAACUCUGAAUAUUUUUUUCAUUCAGAUUUUUUGAAUGUUCAUCGUGCCAUUCAACUAGUAUUACAUUCUAAAUCUUGACCUCGCAAUUCACAAACUCCCUGUUGUACUUUUAAAUGGUGAAGGUUCAUUAAACUGAAACAAUAGAAAGAUAAACAAAACUUUUGAUGUCAUAGACAUCCAGGUCUUUUGUCUGAUUUUAAGUAAUUAAUAAAUAUAUUAAAUUACAUUGGAUUGUCUAUAGACAUUGAAAUUAAUUAUAAAAGAUUAACAAGAGACUAAUUUCUAGCUAUGUUUUGUUUUUCAGGACAAGAAAAAUACUACAGUGCUGAAUAUAGUGUACUAUUUUUCAUUGUUGUGAUGUAUUUUUUAAGAGUUACUAAUUUAAGACACUGAGAAUACUUUCUGUUCAGGUAUCCAGAUAAUCCCAUGUGGGCAAGCAAGUGGAGACAAAUGGUACAUUUUAUUACAAACUUGGAGCUCAUUUUAUUCUCUCUUGGAAAUAAAGCAAUUUAUUCAAUGUUUCUUGCAACACUGUGCCUCAUGGGGGUCAAUAUUAAUUCAGCUAUGAAAUAUAUAUAGACUUUGAAGAAUUGAAAGUGCACAUGCACUUAAGAGAUGUGGUUCUUCCUGGAGAUCAUUCUUAACUUUACUUCUGCUGUAGGACACUGACUAAGUGAAUAAAACUAAGCAAAUCUGAGGGAAAGGGAAGCAUUAUUGAAAAACAACAUGCUCCCUGAGGCGUUUUAGUCAGACCAAAGACAAAGCACUGGUUAAUAUUGCAGAUGUGAGUGGUUUUGAAAUCUUAGGUCUAUUUCUAGCUGGCUAAAUUGUUCAUAAUCUAGACCUCAAAAUGUCUUUCAGAGUCUUUCAAAUCUAUAUUGUUUUAGUGCAUCUUGUGUCAUUUUGAAAUUGCAACUGGCUCAUUAAAAGUACAUUUCUCUGA